Messenger RNA from Microthlaspi erraticum, 1896 nucleotides. Lineage: Eukaryota; Viridiplantae; Streptophyta; Magnoliopsida; Brassicales; Brassicaceae. The record is from the annotation of a GenBank genome assembly.
AUGGGACACAAUGGCAAAGAUGAAGUUAUGGUCCAUGAGAUCGAGGCAUCUCAAUGUGCCAGUGCUAUGGUUGAGAUAAACAUCAAGACUCUGGAUUCUCAAAUGUACACCUUGCGUGUAGACAAAUGUGUCCCUGUUCCCGCGUUGAAGGAGCAAAUUGCUACCGUUACUGGCGUUGUUACAGAACAACAGCGCUUGAUAUGUCGAGGAAAAGUUAUGAAGGAUGAUCAACUCCUAUCAGCCUAUCAUGUUGAAGAUGGCCACACUCUGCAUUUGGUUGUUAGACAACCCAUUCCACCAUUAUCAGAGAGUUCAACUAGUAAUGCAGCGGCUGAUCCUGCUUUGAGUGCUGGUGAGAGCCAGGGCAGUCAACGAUCACGAGUUGUAGUUGGAUCCUUCAACAUUGCUGAGCAAGGAGAUUUUUCAGAUUUUGGUCUUGGACAUCAGAUUGUUUCAGCUGUUCUGGGUUCACUUGGGAUCUCUAAUGCAGAAGGUGGUAUUGAAGGGCUUGAUGCUAUGGAGAGGCUGUCUCGGAGUUCUGCUCCUAGUGCUGCAAGAGAUUCAUCUGGAGGACGAUCUGUCACACCAAAUGCUGAGGACCAAUCGUCUACUCAACAAGCAGCGAUUCCAGAUUCGUUGACAACCUUAUCUGAGUAUCUGACUCAUCUGAGACAAGAAUUUGCUGCUAAUGGUAGCAAUGCUAAUAACGUGCAAGAUUCUGGAAACUCAACGGGCAAUGUGCAAGCUCCUGGUUCUACUACUGGCGAGAGUCGGAUCCCAAGACCAUCUCAUUUGGUUGGCGUGCUGGAAUCGGCAAGGCAAUUGUUGACCGGUGAAGUAGCUGAUUGUAUAUCCAAUCUCACAAGCCAGCUCGUGGAUCAAGUAAAUGUGACAGAUCCAGCAACCCGAAGGUCGUACGAGUCAAACAUGCUUCGAUCUGGAGCACUCUUGGAGAAUGUAGGAAUUUCUCUUCUGGAGCUUGGCCGUGCCGCCAUGAUGCUCCAUUUGGGACAAACACCAGAUGAUGCUGUUGUGAAUACUGGGCCUGCAGUGUUCAUAUCUCCUACAGGGCGAAAUCCCUUACCGUCCCACUCCUCUCGGCUGGGGACUAUUGGACAAGGAGGAGUUUCACAGGCUCUUGCCUCUGCCCCUAGAAAUAUUGAGAUAAGAAUACGCACAGGAUCUUGGGUUCCCUCUAGUGGGGCCAACCAGAGAGAAGAAGUAACUACACAACAAGCUCCUGGACAGUCGACCCCUUCUGCGCCCAGCGGCGUUACCGAGUCUGUCCCCUCAAUGAGAGGACCAUCUGAACCUCCUCGAAAUCCUGUGGCUUUAGUCAUACCCGUUAUGGCUAGAUAUCAGCAGGUAUCUCUUGGUGAACGUACCGCUUCUGGAUUGGAUGGUGUACAUCAGCCUGCUGCUGAUUCCUCUAGGCAGCCACAGAGCGCUAGUACUCCCGCAAGAGAAGGUGAUAGCAGUUCUGCUGCAGGCGGUGGAGGUUUGUCUGAGUUAAGGAACAGAAUCAAUCAGUUCUUGAGGCCCUUAUCUCGUCGAGAACAAGUUCAAGUGGGGACCCGCGAGCCUCAGGUUGCAGCAAACCCGUCUACCGCAGCAGCAUCCACAGAGACAAACGAAGCAGUUGCAAAUGCACAAGCAGAGCCGGCAAGUGGGACGACGGAUGAAGGGAAUUUCCUAUCAAGUGUCCUUCAGCAGAUCAUGCCUUUAAUAUCUCAAAACGUGCCUUCCUCAAGCUCAGAUGAAGCUGCCGGCAGAGGCAGCAACAGCCGUAGACAAGCAUCUUCAAGAGAGGGGGAGGAAGGAGUGGAGCGAGGGAAUUCAAGCCGGAGACGUGAACCACCAUCGCAUCCAGAUUCAAAACGUCAGAAGAGAGAGUGA